AUGAGCAGUCGCGACCGCUCAAGAGGGCCUCGCGGUGAAACACCGCCUCAACGAGAUCCUCGAAGAGCUCCCGAUAGUCGAAAUGGUGGAUCAGCUGGAUCCGGUGAUACGGCAGCCUCGAGGGCGGAGAAGUUCGAAGACGAAAAGCGGAGGAUCAUUCAAAGCUGUUUUGCGAAGAAAGACAGUGAUGGCUCUUUGGUCGAGUCCUACAUAACCCAUGUCCGUAUUAUAGAAGACGGAGCGUACCCAUCAUCACCCGCCCCGCCAAAUUCCGCCCCUGAAAAUAAGAAGGCAAGAGUGAUAAUUGUUGCUGUGAGACGGUCUGGAAGAGUGCGCAUGCACAAAGCUAGGGAGAACAAUGAUGGAACUUUUUCGAUUGGGAAAACAUGGAUGUUGGACGACUUGUCUGCAAUUCAAUCGUUCAAUGCGUGGGUGCCGUCCACCCCGCUAGAAGACCAGCAAAAGCAAUGGGCAUCGAAUGUUGGCUUUAUUGUAACGGUUGGAAAGCCUUACUACUGGCACGCAAAAACCUCCAAGGAGAAGGACUUCUUCAUCGGCAGCUUGGUGAAGAUCUACAAGAAAUACACUGGGGGCAAAAUUCCGAACCUUAUAGGUUUCGACGACCGUGAGCGUCAACUCCUCCUUGGGCCACCACCGUCUGCACCUCCCAGCGCAAAGGGCCCAAGUCCAAGCUCUUCACAUCCCGAAGGACCCCUUCCGCAACCUCGCCCCCCUUCGUCCCAGGGCGGCCGGCCGCAGUCUCCUGCCUUUGCGUUCCGUGAGCCGAGGCAGAGAGGGCAAAAUCCAAACAUGCCACUAUUACCAAAGAUAAGUCGGGAACAGAUGAGGAGGCCUUCUACUGGGCAAUCUGAAAGAAGCAUUCCGCCGCCGCCGUUCGCACCACCUCAACAUCCUCCACCAGUCGCUCCCGUCUCGCCGGGAGAUCAACCGCCUCCGCGUGCAAUUGAGCGACUUGCGGCCGAUAACAAGGCCCCAUCCCCGCUCUCACUUUCAGAGUCGAGAAACAGAGAGAUCCCGAGCAGUCUUAGAACACCCUCUGCCGAUUCGAGAGAAAGGCCGAGUAGAGAUGUCGGAGAAGGCAGUUUCUCAAGCGUGCAAACUGAGCCUCGGCCACCGUCCUCGCGCAGCGGAAAGACAAUACCUGAACCCCGCCCUGUUUUGCGUGGUCAAGAUUCGAGCUCAAGUAUACCAGGGACUAGAAAAGCCAACGAGGAGAUUGUUCCGGGUCUAGCCCCGGGCGAGUUACGCGUGAAAGAUCCUACAAAGGGCACACCGUCAGGGCCAAUUUCACCCCCUGCAGGAGAUCAACUGAGCAGUCCAAACAAUAUGCACGCCGCCGACGUACCACCCGGAUUGCGGCCAGGUUCAUCCGCGAGUAACAACACGGCUGCCAAGCCUGUCGAGACACCACAACCAGUUUCAGAGCAGAAACCAGAACCAACUGAGCCCGUUAUAGAGAGUAAACCAAUGUCUCCUCCUGCUAGCUCUCCAGAUGCUCCCCAGCAAGAUAUGGAGGAUGAUUCCGAGGCCCACCGACCAGGCCUUGGGCCCAUGAUCAAGAAGAAGUCUAAUAAAGAUGUGGCGGGCGCAUUUCGCAAAGCCGCCACUGCCUAUGGCGUGUUCAAGCCGCGACCAGGAGGUGCUGGUGAAAAGCUUCUUGCAGCGGCAAAGAAGCAAGCUGCUGCUUCAGCAGAACCAGACGGGAUCACUGGUGUCGUCCCCGCGCCGUCUCUCCUUCGGAGACCGACUGAUCCUAGCAGUACGUCGCCGGAGGAAAUCAUCAAGGAAUCACCCGCUGCGCCUUCGGUUGCGCAAGAAACCACGGAUACUCCGCCUCAAGAUGUGCCUGUUCCUCUGGAACCGCCCAAGGUCGAAGUUACGGAAGCUGCCCCUGAUCUUAGCGUAGCACCUUUGGCAGCCGCCGCGAAGACGACAGCGAUGGCCGCUACAGCAGACGAAAGAUCGCGGUCCGUGUCGCCUUCCCCACGCGACCGCCGGCGCAGGCGUCAUGAGGAUAACACGAUCAAGUAUUGCCAUGCCCUUGGGCUCGACCCCAGGGUUCUUGCAGGCCGAGGUGUGGACUUUGAUGACAUUCUGACUGACCUUGGUUGGAACGGUCGUCUGUCUGAUGAACAAAGAAUUGAAGACCUUGAAGCGGAUGUCCGCCGGGAAAUUGGACGUGUAGAGGCUACCAGCUGGCUUGGUAAUCUUGAACAACAAGAGGGCAAAGUUGAUCAGCUUGCUAAGCUGAUUGACAGAACUAUUGAAGAGUGCGAGGAGCUGGAUAACCUCCUUACUCUGUAUUCACACGAGCUUAGCACUCUUCGCGACGACGUGGCAUACAUAGAGGACCAAUCUCAAGGUUUACAGGUACAAACAGCGAAUCAGAAACUUCUUCACAGUGAGCUGCAGAAGUUGCUAAAGACGCUUUCAAUUUCCUCAAAAGACUUGCAGCCUCUGAAGGAAGCUUCGCUUAGCAAUCCUGACGGCUUGAGGGAGACGGAAGCCGCACUUUCAACCUUGUAUAAUGCCAUGCUGAUGAUUGAUCCGGACAUCUGGCAUAACAAAAAGCGUCUGGAUGCUGCUGUGGGCCAUGGUAGCGCAGGGAUCUACGCCGAUACCGAGAUUGGUCAGAUGCGUGCCAUAAAGGACAAAAAGGAGGAGUACCGCUUUCACACCUCGUCCUUCCUUCAGCGGCUCAAGCAGUUUAUGGCCAUCGCUUAUAAAGUAGCGGAGCAAAAGCGGGCUGACGCCGCGGCGGAUUCGCAGAGAGAUCCAAUGAAGCUAAGUGGCUCAGCCAGGGCUUACUCUCGUCGAGAACUAUGGCUCUAUCACGGCUUAAUCCUGUUCGCACGCGAAGUUAGCGGCGCGGAGUGGCAAGGUUUGAUUACGCUAUACGAACAGCAGGCUAAACAAUCCUACCAAGCCGAGUUCCGUGACAACAACAUGGCAUGGAAAAAGGUUGCUAGGAAAAUAACUGGCGAAGAAUCAGAGCUUCUAUUCACCCAUCAGGACAAAGAAAAGGAAGCUGAAGGCAUUACAACCGCCGCAAGGAAGCUGACCGUUAGAAGAGGCAAGACGAUUCGCGCUGCAGCAGGAUUCAGGCUCUCCUUUGGGGACAAACAGCAUGGGAAGCUUGAACCUUACGAAGUGUUUGCUGGCACUCUUCAGGAAACAGUGAAGAUGAUGUCAGAGGAGCAAAACUUUGUUGUACGCUUCUUUCACUUGACCUCGCUGACAAACACGGACUUUGGUGACCUUGUGGCUUCGGGCAACCCUGAUGAGCGUCCAGUCCCAGACUUUACAGCCAAACAGCCGCCUGAUCCGGACCGGAAUAUGGCUCGAAAGGUCGAACAGGCAAUGGACGAGCUUUACUCUUUUUGGCCGACGGACAUGCAGAAUCUCGUGGACUGGUCUCUCAAAUCAGAUCCUCUGCAAGGAAUCGGUAUCCUAUUUGCGCUAGAAAAGGCCAUCUCGGAUCUAGAUGACUCCAACCAGGACUACAUUGUCCAUUCACUGCAAAAACUCCACACUCGUCUGAUUGGCCUCUUCAAUCGGUUUGUUGAUGAGCAAAUUCGCGGCAUUGAGGAGACUAAAGUCAAGGUCAACAAGCGCAAGGGUGUCAUUUCUUUUAUGCGAGUUUUCCCCAACUUUUCUACUGCGGUUGAGAACAUGCUAUCCGACCCAUCGCAAGAGCUCUAUGACGUGCGCAUCAGCGUCAACGAAGCCUACGACCGGAUCAACCGUGCGAUGUGGGAGUCUCUCAAAUUCAUCGCCAAAGAGGCACCAGGCCAGUCUGCAGCAGUGGCGGCCGGUUCUGGCGACCCAGAAGACAAGGAAAUCUUGAACUAUCAUAUCCUCUUGAUCGAGAAUAUGAAUCAUUAUAUUGAAGAAGUUGACGUUCGAAACCUACCAGUUCUGGAACGAUGGCGCGACCGGGCGCAGCAAGAUCUGCAGGAGCAUCUGAAGUUGUACCUUGACUCUGUCAUCCACAGGCCACUUGGAAAGCUACUCGACUUCAUUGACUCGGCUGGGAACCUCAUUUCCACGACCAGCAACCCUGCCGAUAUCGCAAGUCGCCCUAGCCACUCACGGUCGGUAGCGAAGAAAGUGCUGGCCACCUAUGACAUAAAAGAGAUCAAGCGGGGAAUUGAGAUGCUGAAGAAGCGAGUCGAGAAGCACUUUGGCGACGCCGACGACCCGGGUCUUAGUCGAAGCCUUGUGAUCAAGGUGCUGCGUGAGUGUGAGGGCCGUUAUGAGAGGGCAUACGACGAGACGCAAGGCGUCCUCCAUGCGGUUUACGAAGGACAGCUUGAACUUGAAUGGCGCAAGGAGGAUGCGAUUGCCAUGUUCAGGAAGUAA
Molecule: messenger RNA, 4383 nt
Organism: Aspergillus calidoustus
Lineage: Eukaryota; Fungi; Ascomycota; Eurotiomycetes; Eurotiales; Aspergillaceae
Source: the annotation of a GenBank genome assembly